UUAAUCAAACAAUAAAAAAUGAAAUUUUUAAUAUUUUCACUUAUUAUUACUGUUGUUAGCGCAAGAAAUGGACAACCACUUCCAGGUUAUGUCUGUCCACAGGAGGACAUCGAUAGAACCGGUUGUCGCGGACCUAAAGACUGUUUGUAUCCGAAUCCGGCUGAUUGUCACUCAUUCAUACAGUGUAAUGAUGCGGGACUGGCCUACGAGAUGCCCUGCGCUCCAAUAGAUCUCGUCUAUAAUGAUACAAUUAAAGAGUGCGACUGGGAAUCAAACACACCGUGUCGUCCAACAACACCGAAACCCAGAACAACCAGAGUUCCUACAACUGAACCCCUGACUACUGAACCUCCAACUACUGAGACUCCAACUACUGAACCCCCGACUACUGAACCCCCGACUACUGAACCUCCAACUACUGAACCCCCGACUACUGAACCUCCAACUACUGAACCCCCGACUACACAACCGCCAACUACUCAACCUCCGACUACUCAACCCCCGACCACUCAACCUCCGACCACUCAACCCCCGACCACUCAACCUCCGACUACUCAACCCCCUACCACUCAACCUCCGACCACUCAACCCCCGACAACUCAACCUCCGACCACUCAACCCCCGACCACUCAACCCCCGACCACUCAACCUCCGACCACUCAACCCCCGACUACAGAACCUCCGACUACUAGAACUCCAACUACUUUAGAGCCAACCACCCAAACAACUCCAAAGCCAACUUCAGGACCGUUUGUUUGUUCAGUUGAAGACAUAGCACGAACCCAAUGCAAGGGACCAAUAGAUUGUUUGUAUCCCAAUCCUGAAAGCUGUACCACAUUUAUACAGUGCACUGUCAACGCUGAUGAACGUACCGGUACACCGGUGGUGAUGCCCUGUGCGGCAGAUCUCGAAUGGAACGACAAUACAAAACGGUGUGAUUAUAAAAACCAGUCUACCUGUCCUCGACAUUAAUAGACAUAGUAUUAAACAUUUAGAGUAGUCAUUAGGCAAUGAUUUUAAUAAAUACAAUUAAAUUGUUUUUGUUAAAAUUAAAAAUAGUAUAAAAUACACAUUAGUAAAUAA
Molecule: messenger RNA, 1083 nt
Organism: Oppia nitens
Lineage: Eukaryota; Metazoa; Arthropoda; Arachnida; Sarcoptiformes; Oppiidae
Product: salivary glue protein Sgs-3-like
Exons: 2
Coding region: 19-972 (317 amino acids)
Cellular component (GO): extracellular region
Molecular function (GO): chitin binding
Source: RefSeq, a predicted model, not a curated record